AUGGAUUUGUAUAUCUGGAAGUACUGGGAUGCGGAGGAGAGAACAGGAUCGUUCAAAUGGUUGAAUUAUCCGAUUGCUGCCUCACAUCAUCUCACCAAUGCAUUACUUGCGGGCGAAAAAAGCUGCAAAGUGAGCGUUGCAGGGCGUCAGUUCCUCGUUGACUUUGUGACAAUGAGCCAACAGAAUUUGGACACACGCAUUGAGCGACCAAUUAUGAUCACUGGUCGACUGAAGAAAGGAAUCCGCUGGGACAGAGCAUUCCGCAAGAGUGACGCAUUUGAAGAAUGGGAGGAAUUUUUGCGUGAACGCCUGGUGAUUUCGACCGUUACACUCCUUCGUUUGGAGAAUAUCGAUGAAAGCACGGUCCAUGCCAUUCUCAUAUUGGUUACGCGUAUUACAAGGGAUUUCAAAAUUGCAAACACAUUCUUGGAGCAUGAAGGCAUCCAGGCAUUGAUGAAAUUGUCCGGAGUAGCGGUACCCGCUGUGGCACAGCUCGUCACCCUGAUUGUUCGCCACUGCCUGGACGAUGAGGUUGCUGUGGGGCAAAUUUUUGAGAAGGCAAUACUUCUUUUCAGAAUACCGCAAACAACUCGUGAUUGGUUGCACGCAAUUCGUGUGCUCGCCCCGCUUUGUGCUCGUGAGCCAGAAAUUUUCCUGAUCACUAUGGAGCGAGUUGCGCGGCGACAAAAAGAUGAAAUCACAGUUUUGCCGAUGGGCCCUACGGAUCCACAUUUCAGGACUUGGGCCGCUCAGUCGCCCAUUAAACAGGUUAUCGUCGUCUCGCUGGUUACAAAUUAA
Molecule: messenger RNA, 798 nt
Organism: Gongylonema pulchrum
Lineage: Eukaryota; Metazoa; Nematoda; Chromadorea; Rhabditida; Gongylonematidae
Source: the annotation of a GenBank genome assembly